Messenger RNA from Pseudoliparis swirei, 3931 nucleotides. RefSeq names its product WW domain binding protein 1-like b (gene wbp1lb). Lineage: Eukaryota; Metazoa; Chordata; Actinopteri; Perciformes; Liparidae. The record is from RefSeq and is a predicted model, not a curated record. The coding region runs from base 310 to 1533 and encodes 407 amino acids. The transcript has 5 exons.
UCAAGUUGCGCACAUGGAUCGGGUCGAAGUGACCACGCCACGCCGAGCAGACCGAGGCAGGGUGCCCGCGCCGGAGGAGCGGCUUGUGUAACAGCUGCAUCGAACCAGUGGCACCGACGGCAACACCUGCACCCUUGUUGGAAACAUGUCCAGUGCGCAGAAGAGACUGCGCACGCAGCGGCCUCUCGGCGCCAGAGGAGCUGCGAACUAGUUGCGCCUGUGAACAACAAGGGUGCGCGUGCUGCUGUACAUGUUUUUCGCCGACGCCGCAGCUACUUUUCCGGAGGAGUGAGAGGCGUGUGCCCGGCCAUGACAAUGGGAUUUUUUUUGCACGCUGUCGGCCCCAUCAUCCCCACCGAGCCCGCAGCAGACAAGGACACAAUAAUAAAUAAGGGGUCGGCGAUGUCUGUACGUGCAUCAGCUACAACCAGGAGCCUGCUGCACUGUGAAGGUGUGAACAACCAGAGUUACAUUUGUGACUCCGGACACUGCUGCGGGAAUUCUCAGUGCUGCAGCUACUACUACGAGCUCUGGUGGUUUUGGUUGGUCUGGGCCAUCAUCUUCCUGUUGAGCUGCUGCUGCGUAUGUCACCAUCGCCGCACCAAGCACCGGCUGCAGCAGCAGCAACGGCAGCACGAGAUCAACCUCAUCGCUUACCGCGAAGCACACAACUACCCCGCGGUGCCCUUCUACUUCAGGUUUCUACCCAACUACCUCCUGCCCGACUACGAAGAGGUGGUCAACCGGCCGCAGACUCCUCCCCCGCCCUACAGUGCCUUACACACCGGCCCGUCCUCGGUGGCUUCCAGCCCGCUGGCUCAUGAGCAGCCGGAGGGCCACUGCCCGGCCACCCAGGCCGCCCCAGUGGCCCCGGUCUCCGACCCUCUGUGUUGCAGACCCGGCGUAGAGGAACCACAAACCCCCACCUUGGACUUACGGCCGAAGCCUGACAACAAGCCCAUGCAGACGGCACGGGAGCCGGGUGUGAUACUACCGUCGGAUGGGCUCAACAAUAGGGAGGGGCUUAGCAGCCAGGAGAAAAGAAGUGAAAGUGGGGACGACUCCUGCAAGGACCCACUGCUGAAGGAACCGCCAGAGGGUUCUGUUGAGGACAAAGACCGCCUCCCCAACGGCCGGAGGAGGCGAUUCACAGGAGACUCUGGGAUUGAGGUGUGCGUGUGCAGCACACGUGGCAGCAGCAGUUUCAGUGGCGCUGGAGGGGCGGGCCAGGAAGGCAAGGAGUUGAGGGAGCGAGAGAGCCUGUUGGGGCGCGAGGGAAACGACGAAGAGGAGGAGGAGGAGGCGGGCGACUUCUGCGACAGCUGCGGCCAUCGAGCCUCCUUCGGCGUAGAGGAGCAAGUGCUGGGCAGCGGGCCGGACAGGCGGGUCGCACGGGGCUCGUCGGUACCGCCGCCGCCGCCUCAGACGAGCGGCGCCUCGCUCCACCCUCCAGUGUGCCUCCUCCUCCUCCACACCAUCAACGAGCAAGAGGGGCCGCAGCACCACAGCACCACCACCGAGCUGCAGGGCUGAGCCGCGGUCAGGGGGAAGGAGGGAACACCGGAGACGACGGAGCGCGGAGGCGCCGUGCUCUGGUAUCCGAGGAAGUGUUUUUGAUGUCUGAAUACUUCUCGAGUGAGUAUUUCAUCAAUGUGCUCAUCUUGUGGGAGCAGGAAGUGGAAUCUCAACUAAAUAGGGCUGAGAGCCAGAGUUUUGAGAACGCCGCCUCCUCCUCCUCCUCCUCCUCCUCCUCCUCCUCCACACACUGGAACAGUGGCCUUAACCUGUGUAUUUUGGGGGUUCUGUUUUGGGCAGGCCAGGCCCUUUAACAGCACACACACACACACACACACUACUGACACACAGUCAAUGACGUGGUAGCUGAAGCGGGCUUCCACAGGACAGGACGUUCCCUGCUCUCCUCGCCAGCUGCUUGCGACAAUUCUGGAACGCCGUUCUCUACGAGCACAGAACUAUGUAGUGGGAGAGAAAAGAAAAGAAACCCGGCAGAAACAUUUUGGAUGAGUGCAAUGUGAAUCCACCGUAGCGUGUGCCGAUGCACAUCGACACGAGAACAAGACCGCGUGGGACGACCCGGUGGAUUCACAACUCUUAAAGUGCUUUUUCAGCGAUGUUAAAAAAAAACACUCUGCCUUGUAUCUGUUUGUCGCUCUCUCUCGGCCCCGCUCGCGAUAGAGAAGGAUAAGCGCAUUCAGAAAUCUUAUUGUUAGCAUUUCCUAUUUUGCACAAAGUGUAUUUAUCUUUAUAAAUUAAGCUUUCAGUCUAUAAAAUAAGAAAAAAUACAACUGAAAAUGCGUUCAUCAAUUCAGUCUUAAAUUGCCGUACAUGACUAGAUCUGUAACACUUGGACCUCUGUGGAGUGUCUGGGGAACAGAUUCACUAAAUAAAAGUUCAUAGUGCUGAACUCGACGAACGACGAUACGUUUGAGUGAAACUUGAGAGAACGUAAGAAAAUAAGUACCAAAGACGGGGGAAAGAAUAAAAGGCUUCUUCGAGAUUAACGUCAGACCUCAAACUUUGUGUAGAGAAGCAGCUUCACCAGCGAUACAGUAAGAAACAUCACACACAUGCUCAUAGCACAUCAUUUCACAUGCUUUGGUCCUUAAUUCAUUAAACUAUGAGGUAUGAAUAAUCCAUGAAGGCUUAUUUCAGUCCACUGGACGAGUGACGUUCUCCAUAUGAAUUGUUCUUUUUUUUUUUUUUUUUAAGAAUGUUCGGCCCUGUCAUUCUUUUGUAAUUCUCCUAUUCAAUCCGAGAGGAAAUGCUCCCAAUAGCCUAAAAUAUGUCUUUAGUAUAAGUGUAUUCAUCCCAUACUCAACUUUAUAUGAAGGCGAUUAUCCCAUAAUGUAGCCAACAAAAUGCCAUUAACAUCCGCGACCUGUUGCCUAGACGACGUAUCUCUUUGAGGACUUAAGGACUUAUUAAUUUAGUUUAGAGAUAAAAUAAGCAAAACAAACUUGGUUCUAAAACAGUUUGAUAGUUGUCUUUGGUUAUGCUUAUUAUCUGAGCAAGAGUUUACAUCACAAGAUUUAUUUCAUGAUGAUGGACAAGUUAACAGGCAAUAUUAAUAAUACUGCGUAUUGAAAACAAAAACCACGUGGUUCCAUUAUAUGCAUCUUCUCGAUGCCUUUCGAUGUUGAUUGUUGUGCCACGAAUAAAAUGCCACCGAUUAUAUGAUGAGCUCUGUAUGAAACGUUUCCAAAUCCAGUUAAAUUUGAGUUUCCCUACUCUCUGCAACUAACUGGAAGACGGUCACGCUACAUGGCAUUGUAUCACGCAAAUAGAUUGUUUUUCAGAUUUCCUUGGAGCAGCCUCCAGAAUGCACACAUUGCAGCGUCUGCAAAGCACAAAUGUAUCCGCCGAUUGGUCUCAUAGAUUAUAUAUUUAUCUAUAUCUAUAUCUACGCGAACACAAUCUAACAGAAGAUGUCUCUGAAAGCUUCUAGCACAAGUUAAAUUGUAACAUGGUCUUUCUGUAUUUACAUUAAGACGACUGAAUCUUACCCACGAAUGCCUCAAAACAUUCUUAAGUGCUUUAUAUGUUAAUAAUGCUGUGUGUGACCUAGAAAGUGAUAUUGUGAUACAUGAAGUACCAAGCUUUUCUUUUUCACAUCGGCUGUAAAAAAAAAUAUUGGAACUGUAAAAAAAGUGAAUAAAUUCUGAACCACUUUAUAUUUAAUAAUGUGUAUCAUAUUCUGUUUCAUGUUUGUGAACCAAAUAGUUGCUUUCAUAUUUUUGUUAUGAAAUUAUUAGCUUUAUUGUUAUGGACGGAUUUAUUUUCUUAUGGGUAUUCAUAAUGUGUGACUAACAAUGCAUUAGAUCACGUGUGUGUGAUUACAACAACCACGCUGCAUGUAUGUUCAAUAAAACAUGCCCUUUUAACCCUCCUGUUACCUUUGGGGUCAAUUUGA